Molecule: messenger RNA, 2910 nt
Organism: Neopelma chrysocephalum (saffron-crested tyrant-manakin)
Lineage: Eukaryota; Metazoa; Chordata; Aves; Passeriformes; Pipridae
Product: zinc finger protein 865-like
Exons: 2
Biological process (GO): regulation of transcription by RNA polymerase II
Molecular function (GO): DNA-binding transcription factor activity; RNA polymerase II cis-regulatory region sequence-specific DNA binding
Source: RefSeq, a predicted model, not a curated record
CUUUUCGACGCCGCCGCCGGCGCCUUCCCCGCCCCUCAAUGGGGCAUCGUGGACCUCUCCCCGGGCCACCACCAGCACCUUUUUGGUGCCUCUGGGGGGCUCAAACGGGGCGAGACCCCCACCCCGGGGCCGGCAGCACCCCCCCCGGAGCCGGGCUCCAAGGAGGAGCAGCAACGGAGCUACUUCCGGCGGCUCAAGUACCUGGUGGAGCGGCGCUUCCCCUGCGCCGCCUGCCCCAAGGCCUCGCGCGGGGCCGCCCACGAGAGACCCCCCCUCCACGAGUGCCGCACCUGCGGCCGCACCUACAGCCACGGCUCCAGCCUGGUGCGGCACCGGCGCUGCCACCGCGACGCCGACGGCGAGGCCGGGUCAGCCAGGGCGGCUCCGGCGCCUAGCGGGGCCCCCGCGGCCUUGGCGUUGGCCAACGGGGUCAACGUGAGUUCUGGCGGGGUCAACGCGGCGCCCAACGGGGUCAACCCCUUGGCCGGCGGGGUGGGCGCGGUGCCCGGCGUCAAUGCGGCGCCCAACGGGGUCAACGCGGUGGCGAGCGGGGUCAACGCGGCGCCCAACGGGGUCAACGGAGUCAACGGGGUCAACGCGGCGCCCAACAGGGUCAACGGCGGGCGCGGCGUCAACGUGGGGCCCAACGGGGUCAAUGCGGGACCCAACGGGGUCAACGCGACGCCCAACGUCAACACAGGACCCAAUGGGGUCAACGUGGGACCCAACGGGGUCAACGUGGGACCCAACGGGGUCAAUGCAGGACCCAACGGGGUCAACGUGACGCCCAACGUCAACGCAACGUCCAAUGGGGUCAACGCGGGACCCAACGGGGUCAACGCCGCGCCCAACGUCAACCCCUUGGCCAACGGCGUCAACGCCCUGGCCAACGGCCUCAACCUGGUGGCCCCCGGCGGGCUGACGGUGGCCGUGGCGGCCAACGGGGUCAUCCCGGUGGUGCCCGGCGGCGGCGGCGUCAUCCUGGCGCCCGCGGGGGUCCCGCCGGCCCCGUCCGGUUCAGAGGGCCCGUUCGCCUGCCCGCUGUGCUGGAAGGUGUUCAAGAAGCCGAGCCACCUGGCCCAGCACCAGAUCAUCCACACGGGCGAGAAGCCCUUCGCCUGCGCCGCCUGCGGCCGCCGCUUCAACCGGCGCGAGAGCCUCACCCGCCACGUCAAGACCCACGAGUCGGGGCCGCGGCCGCGCCUGCCCUGCCCGGCGUGCGGCAAGGAGUUCCGCGACGCCUCGUACCUGCUGCGGCACCGACAGCAGAGCCACGGUCACAGUGGUGGGACCCCCCGGCCGGCGCACCGCUGCGACGUCUGCGGCAAGGCCUACGCCGCGCCACAGAGCCUGCUGAGGCACCGCCGGGCUCACAUGGCGACAGAACCCGGCGCCGGGAGCACCGGGAGCACUGGGAGCGCCGGAACCUUGGCGCCGGCGCGGGCUGGAUCCUCUUCGUCCUCCCCGGGGGUUUCAUCGCGCAGUUUCGGCUGCGCCGUGUGCGGCCGGGCCUUCGGCCGGCGCGAGACCCUGCGGCGCCACGAGCGCAUCCACACCGGGGAGAAGCCCCACGAGUGCGGCGUGUGCGGGAAGCGCUUCCGCGAGUCCUUCCACCUGCGCAAGCACCGCGUGGUCCACACCCGGGAGCGGCCCUACCGCUGCGACCUGUGCGGGAAGACAUUCGGGUACCCACAGAGCCUCACCCGGCACCGACAGGUUCAUCGGGUGCCAACAGCGAUGACGGCGACGCCGGCGCCCACCGAGACCCCCAACCCCUCCGGGCUGGGCUGCGGCGCCUGCGGGCAGCGCUUCCCCGACCUCCUCCGCGCCGCCGCCGCCGCCGCCGCCGCCGCCACGGCCAACACCACGACCGCCCACCAGGACCCCCCCGCCCCGCUGCUGCUGCCCACGGGGGCCGCCGAGCGCCCGCCCGGCUGCGACACCUGCGGGCAGGUGUUCGGCUUCCUGGAGAACCUCGUCUGGCACCGCCUGGUGCACCCGGUGCCGGCGACGCCGGAGAGGCCGACGGCGACCGUAGGAGGAGGAGGAGGAGGAGGAACAGACCCCCCGUCCGUCGCCGAGGCCCCGCCGCGGGUGUUGCCGCCGCCGCGCCCCGGGCGCUUCCCCUGCGGCACCUGCGGGCGCAGCUUCAAGCGUUUCCUGGCGCUGGUGACCCACAAGUACGUUCACCUGGCGCAGCACCGGCAACACCCUCACCGGCAACGCUGCGGGGCCUGCGGGCGCCGCUGCUCCGGCGCCUACGAGCUGCUGCUCCACCGCCGCCGCCACCUCCGCCGGCGCCCCUGGCCCUGCGGCGGCUGCGGGCGGCGCUUCUGGGCGGCCCCGCUGCUCCGGCGGCACCGGCGCCGCUGCCUCGCCCGCCUGCGCUGCCGCCACUGCGGCCGGGCCUUCCGCCGAGCCCGGCCGCAGUGGCGGCCCCGCGCCGGACACGCCGGGCGCGAAGGGCGCUGCCCGCGCUGCGCCAAGCGCUUCUCCCACCCCGCCGGCCUGGCCGAGCACCAGCGGCGGCACCGCCCGGCGCGGCCGCGGCGCUGCGGGACCUGCGGGGAGACCUUGGGGCGCCGGGCGGAGCUGCUGGAGCACCGGCGCCGGCACCGGGGGGAGGACGUUUACCGCUGCGAGCGCUGCGGGAAGGGGUUCUUCUACCUGCCCUGCGUCCUGCGGCACCAGCGCGGCCACAAGCGGCGCCGGGAGGGGGGGACGCGGUGCCCAAACUGCUGCCGGCGCUUCGGGGACGCGAGGAGGCUGCGCCGGCACCUGGCCGGGCACGAGGAGGGGAGGCCCUUCCCCUGUCGGGCCCGCGGGGACGACGGCGGCACCGGGGAGGAGGGGGGGCAGCGGCGGCACCGCAACGGGGGCACCGCGGCGGGGGCGGCGCCGGGGGAGUGA